AUGAGUGUUGUUUCCGGGGUAAUAUCAAGGCGAGUUUUGCCAGCAUGUGGCAGUCUUUGUUGCUUCUGCCCUGGAUUGAGAACAAGGUCUAGGCAGCCUGUGAAGAGGUACAAGAAGUUGAUCUCGGAUAUAUUCCCUACUCAUCCGGAUGAAGAACCAAAUGACCGGAAGAUCGGAAAACUCUGCGAAUAUGCUGUGCGAAACCCUUUACGGAUCCCAAAGAUCACAACCACCCUUGAGGAACGCUGUUACAAGGAAUUAAGAAAUCGUAACUUUCGAGGUGCAAAAGUUGUCAUGUGUAUUUACAGGAAGCUAUUGAUUUCAUGCAAGGAUCAAAUGCCCCUUUUUGCAAACAGUUUACUAACAAUCAUGCACACUCUUUUGGAUGAGACACGACACGAUGAAAUGCCAAUUAUAGGAUGCCAAACACUAUUUGACUUCGUAAAUUGUCAGAAAGAUGCGACUUACAUGUUUAACUUGGAAAAAUUUAUCCCUAAACUCUGUCACUUAGCUCAAGAAGUUGGGGAAGAUGCAAGAGUGGAGCCACUUCGAGCGGCUGGGUUGCAAGCCCUUUCCUCAAUGGUUUUCUUCAUGGGUAAAUAUUCUCAUAUGUCACCAGAGUUUGACAACAUUGUUUCCGUAGUUUUGGAAAAUUAUGGAGCUACAAGCAAGGACUAUGACAAUCCCAACCAGAACCGUUGGGUACAGGAAGUGCUUAAAAAUGACCGGAAUAUGACUCCAUCAGGUGCCCUGACAAAGGUUCCAUCAUGGAGAACAAUUGUAAAUGAGAAGGGUGAAGUAACUAUGUCAGCAGAAGAUGCUAAAAGCCCUUGCUUUUGGUCCCGUGUGUGCCUACAUAACAUGGCUAAGUUGGCCACAGAAGCUACAACCAUGCGGCGUAUUCUGGAAUCUUUGUUUCGUUAUUUUGAUAAUGAGAAUCUAUGGCCUAUUUCACGCGGUGUUGCAUUCCCAGUGCUCAAGGACAUGCAGACCAUAAUAGAUGAAUCUGGAGAAAUUACACAUUUUCUGCUUUCUGUAUUAGUCAAGCAUCUUGAUCACAAAAAUGUCCUUAAACGACCCAACAUGCAGCUUGACAUUCUAGAGAUUGCCACCUCACUCGCAAGAGAAACAAAGAUAAAAGCCUCUGUUGCAAUAGUCAGUGCUAUAAAUGAUAUUAUUAGACAUUUGAGAAGAAGCAUACAUCAUUCACUAACUGAUGCAAACCUUGGAUCUGAUGUGAUCAAGUGGAAUAGAAAGUUCCAAGAAGCUGUAGAUGAAUGCCUUGUGGAGUUAUCGUCCAAGGUUGGUGAUGCUAGCCCCAUUUUUGAUAUCAUGGCUGUCAUGAUGGAAAACAUCUCUAAUAUUAAAAUUAUAGCACAAACUACAGUUGCUGCUGUUUACCGCACUGGCCAAAUUGCAUUUCCUGAAGCAUUAUUUCAUCAGUUGCUUCCUGCCAUGGUUCAUCAAGACCAUGAAACUCGAGUUGGAGCUCACCGUAUCUUCUCCGUGGUUCUUGUACCAUCUUCUGUUUGCCCUCAUCCAAGUCCAGACAUGGGUUCUGAUCCCCAAAAGGCUGAAAAUGUUCCAAGGUCACUCUCGAGGACUGUUUCUGUCUUUUCUUCUUCAGCCGCCCUCUUUGAGAAGAUGAAAAAAGACAAGCCUUCUUUGGGUAGAGAAAAAGUGUCUAAUGAAGGGGAACAAAAAACAAAUAAUGGUGGGAUGAUGAGCAAAGUCAAGUCAAUUCACAGCCGAAAGUAUAGCAUGAAAAAUCCAGUGCCUCCUCAAGUAGCAGUUCAAAAGAACGAUAAUGCGAUUACACUAAGGCUAAGCAGUCAUCAAAUAUCUCUCCUCCUAUCUUCGAUUUGGGCGGAGUCCAUCUUCCCUGAUAACACACCUGAAAAUUAUGAAGCAAUUGCUCACACCUACAGCCUGGUGUUGUUAUUCUCUCGUGGGAAGAACUCCAGCCGUGAGGCUCUAAUUCGAAGUUUCCAGCUGGCAUUUUCUUUGAUAAAUAUUUCUCUUACUGAAGGAGGAUCACUUUCACCAUCACAUCGCAGAUCUCUUUAUACAUUGGCGACCUCUAUGAUAAUAAUAUCCGGGAAAGCAUUUGGUCUUGUCCCUAUUGUUCCACUUGCUAAGUCUGCACUUGCUAAUAAGAUGGUUGAUCCAUACUUGUGUUUGGUUGAUGAUUGCAAGUUGACCGUUGCUUCUAGAUCAGAUCAAAUCAACAAUGGCUUUGAUUCUAAGGAGGAUAACAGGGCUGCCCAGAAAUCCCUUUCAGAAGUAAAGCUUGCAAAAGACCAGUCAACAGAAUCAUUAGUUGCUGCUGUUGUGAAACACUUGGAAACCAUCAUAGGGUCUGAAGUGAGCAGCAUUAAGGAAGAGUUGACGCACAAAUUUGUGCCUGAUGAUGUAUGCCCUACAGAGUACAGGUCAGAACAGGGUCACUCGAAGGAUGAGGUAAAUGCUCUUGAGAGCUGAGUAUUUCUGUUUUCAAUUAUAAUUUUACUUGGUUUUUCACUUAUGAUCAUGUGUUGAUUUCUCUAGGUUGCUUCACUCUUUUCGCUUGAUGAUGAUAUCACCAAACCAUCAGAAAUGGCAUACGGGGCGUCCGAUCUCUUGAGUGUUGAUCAAUUGUUAGAAUCAGUCAUGGACUCGGCACAAGUUGGUAGAAUGUCAGUAUGCAAUGCACCAAAUAUCUCUUUCUUGGAAAUGACCAAUCACUUUGAGGAGCUCGGAAUAGGAAAGCAAACAAAGAUGUCCAGUCUGAUGCAAAACAGUGGUGACACAAACAAGCAAUCAGCACCUGAAGUCCAAUCGGCUCCUGCUGCAAGUAAUGCUAAUGCAACAGAGUCAUUCAGGUUACCGGCAGCAAGUCCAUAUGAUAACUUCUUGAAAGCAGCUGGUUGUUAAUAUGUUACAUGCAGCCUGCUGAGCUACGGAAGGUCCUAUGCAACCCAUGAAUGAACCCACUUCCCUGUGGAAAAGGUUUUUGAAGAAAUGAAGAUGCUAUAAUCUAUUGCAUAACCCGUUACUUUCGUAGAAACUAGUUGAGCUCAAAAGGCGGCAUGUUGAUGGUUCUUGUGAUUGAAUCAAGGUUGCAGUUUUUUCGGUUACUUCUCUAAAGCAACUCGCUCAUUAUUAAUUCUUU
This is a messenger RNA of Cynara cardunculus var. scolymus (artichoke), 3151 nucleotides long. RefSeq lists its product as uncharacterized. Lineage: Eukaryota; Viridiplantae; Streptophyta; Magnoliopsida; Asterales; Asteraceae. The transcript is spliced from 18 exons. The record is from RefSeq and is a predicted model, not a curated record.